Plectropomus leopardus (leopard coralgrouper) is the source of this 5237-nucleotide messenger RNA. RefSeq names its product catenin delta-1-like. Gene Ontology annotation, biological process: cell-cell adhesion. NCBI's taxonomy places the organism in Eukaryota, Metazoa, Chordata, Actinopteri, Perciformes, Serranidae. The record is from RefSeq and is a predicted model, not a curated record. Gene Ontology annotation, molecular function: protein binding. Gene Ontology annotation, cellular component: plasma membrane; adherens junction; cytoplasm.
AUGGAUGUGUGUAAGCCCCCUCUCUCCCCUUGGGGCCGUGUAGUGUGUAUGGAGCAGUGUGAGAGCGCAGCGGCUCUGCUGGAGUCGGUCAGGGAGCAGGAGGUGCAGUUUGAACAGCUGACCCGGGCGCUGGAGGAGGAGAGGAGGAGAGUGGGCCUCCCCGCCACGAGCCCUUCGGCCCUGGGUCGCCCCCUCCCUCACACACAGAACGGGCGAUUAGGGGAUGCAGACAUAGAACGGCUGAAACUAACUGACUCAUACAUAAACGGCACACAGUACAGAAUGGUGGACCCAGCACACGGCGCUCUAGAUGAGAGCUACACACCAGAGGAUGACUCCCAGGAAGUGCACUCAGUCUUCUCUGAAGAGGGAACCACACGAAGGGCAGACAAUGGCAUGAAGAAACCAGUCUCACGCACAGUCCUGCCCUCUGACUCCAUGUCCAUUGACGGUGGCUUGUCAGUGUCCGGUAUGGGCGGCUACAGUGCCACACUGGACCGUCCGUACAGACAGGCUGUACCAGCAGAUUACCCCACCGCCACAGUGCCAAGAAACUACCACUAUGGCCCCGUAGGGGGUUAUGAUGAGUACCGGGCAGGCCCGCCGUCAGAGGCGUACACCAGCCUGAGCAGGGGCUCGCACAUGGAUGACCGCUACAGGCCAGUCGAUGGCUACAGGACCCUGGACUCUGGCUACCGGGCCCCAAGCCGUCAGCAGCUUGACCCGUACGCAGCACAGCCUCAGGUGAGUCGAGGAAUGAGGGCCUUGGGCUCAGCCUUGGAAAUGCGGUAUGGUCACGCCGCCUACGGUCUGGAGGAUGACCAGCGCAGUGUGGGAUAUGAUGACUACGGCAUGGGGCCUCCACCCAUGCACCCUGGUGGCUACGGUACCAUGCCACGCCUGGGCCCCGGCCCUGCGGGUAUGGACAGACGGAGACUCAGGAGCUGUGAGGACACUUUGGAUGGUGAUGUGGGAGGAGUUGACCCUUAUGCCUGGGGCGUUCCCAUGAUGGAGAGGGGGAGCAUGGCUUCCCUGGACAGUACACUGAGGAAGGCUCCUCCCACUUCAUGGAGACAGCCGGAGCUGCCAGAGGUCAUCGCCAUGUUGAACUACCGUCUGGACCCUGUCAAGACAAACGCCGCCGCUUUUCUCCAGCAUCUCACAUUCAAAAAUGACAAGGUUAAGUCGGAGGUGCGUCGCCUGAAAGGCAUCCCAGCCUUGGUGUCAAUGCUGGACCACCCCAGCAAGGAGGUGCACCACUCAGCCUGUGGAGCGCUGAAGAACAUUUCAUACGGGAAAGACCAAGACAACAAGAUCGCCAUCAAGAACUGUGACGGAGUGCCUGCUCUUAUCAGGUUACUGAGAAAAACCCACGACCAGGACCUCACCGACACUAUCACAGGCACCUUGUGGAACCUCUCAUCCCACGACUCUGUAAAGAUGGAGAUUGUGGACCACGCCCUGCAUGCCCUCGCUGACGAGGUGGUUGUUCCUCGCUCCGGCUGGGAGCGAGGGAGCAAUGGAGGAGAGGAGAGCUGCAAACCACGCCAUCUGGAGUGGGAGACCGCCUUGACCAACACUGCUGGCUGCCUUAGGAAUGUGAGUUCAGAACGCAGCGAGGCCAGGCGAAAGCUGAGAGAAUGCACAGGACUGGUGGAUUCACUCAUGUACAUUGUGCAGUCACAGAUCAACCGCAAAGAUGUGGACAACAAGUUGGUUGAGAACUGUGUCUGCCUCCUGAGGAAUCUGUCUUAUCACGUUCACCGCGAAGUCCCCGGCUGCGAGCGAUACAUAGAGACCACACCCAUCAACCAGGGCCCGCCCCCCUCUAACAAAGGUGGCUGCUUCGGCUCUCGAAAGGGCAAAGAUGAGUGGUUUUCAAAAGGAAAGAGAGAUGGAGAUGACGGGAGUGCAGAUCAGGUCGACAUUCCAAAGAGGACAACACCUGCUAAAGGUUACGAGCUGUUGUUCCAACCAGAGGUGGUUCGUGUUUACACAUCGCUGCUCAGAGAGAGCAAGAACCCCUCAGUGCUGGAGGCUGCUGCUGGUGCAAUCCAGAACCUGUGUGCCGGCCGAUGGACUUAUGGACGGUAUAUCCGGGCCACAGUGCGUCUGGAGAAGGGUCUCCCCAUGAUGGCAGAGCUGCUGGCUCAUGGCAAUGACCGUGUGGUUCGGGCAAUGUCCGGAGCCUUGAGGAACCUCUCUAUUGACAACCGUAACUGCCAACUGCUCGGUUUGCAUGCAGUGCCUCACCUUGUGGCCAACCUGCCUGGAGGCCAGAGUCAAUCUGGGCGCGCUCUAUCAGAGGAGACGGUGGUGUCUGUACUGAGCACGCUUGCUGAGGUGCUAGGCAACAGCGUGGAGGCAGCAAAGACUCUAAGAGCCUCGCAGGGCAUCGAGAGGCUGGUGCUCAUCAACAAGGACGGCAAGCGCUCAGAGCGUGAGGUGCGGGGGGCGGGCCAGGUGCUGCAGCUGGUCUGGGCCCACAAAGAGCUGCGCAAGCCUCUUGAGAAAGACGGCUGGAAGAAGACAGAUUUCAUGGUCAACCUGAACAACACCAACGGCCCGAGCACCCGAGCCAACGGCACCCACGAAGACAGCACCACGCCACUGCUAGACAGAGGGGAAAAGAGGGACAUGAUUCCACUAAACGACCUUGGCCCUGAGGCCUACUCUACACUGGAUCAGAGGGAGAGGAGACACACUCUGGAUGAAACCAUAGACACUUUACCGCGAGGGGUGUAUGGGGGCAGAAAGGGCUCCUUGCCCCUGUUGGACUCCUACGAUGGUUAGCCCCCCCUCCCCCCUCCCCUCUACCCCCCUCUGCAUGUAACAGCAUGAAAAACUGAUAGUGUGCAUCACCCAGACUGGGCCGUCCCUGCCCUACCACUGCUACUGAGGAGAGAAGAUCCCGAUGCACAGACUCUCUCUCCCUCUCGUCUCUCCUUCCCUUUUCUCCUUUCUCUCUCCCUCUCUAUCACCACACCGAUGGGAUUACAAGAUGAGGGUUGGCAUCCAAAGAAAGUGGCCGUGUUGCAGGCAAAACAUGCAACACACACACACGUACAGAUACAUACACACCUACUUUUUACAAGUUCAUUCAAUUGUAGCAGCAUAAAAAUAAAUUCAGUUUCUAAAUUAUAACUUUUCUGUAAAGGCAAUCACCUUUGUUGACAAUCAUUUAAUUCUGGUGUUGUCAUUCUGCUUGUUUUUUUUUUUGGUUUGUUUGUUUUUUCUUGCUAUUGUCAACGUUUCGGUAAAUUUUGUCAUGCCAACGCUCGCAUCCUGAUGAUGAAUUUGUAUGUAGACUUCUAUGUAGGGUAUAUACUGUAUAUAAAAAGAAAAUGGGGAUGACUGCAUUAGUUUUGGCUCAUUAAUUUAAAUCGUCCCUUUACUGGGAUUGCUGGGAGGUUUGGGACGGGGCCGACACACCGACGGCCGCCAUGUAGAUUGAGAAUGUUGUUUAUAUAGGAGUUAUUUUCCUGUCUAGAGUUAUUUUCUCUCGGUUGGGACGAGCGCGGGUGUAGACAAGCAAAGGGCAGGUGUGUGUAUAUUUGUCAUACAAUAAGCCUGUGGCCGUGUGUGUGUGGCUGUGUGUGUGUGUGUGUGUGUGCGCGCGCGCGUGUGCGUGGAAAAUGGACCUUGGAGUGAGUGAGCUUUGAGUGUGUGUGUGCACGGAUCAGAUCAUAAGACCACACGUUGAUUAUUUCAUCAGUUCUAGUUCUCUGUUUUUAUAGUGUGCUCCGCCUCCUGUGACAAAUUUUUGUUUUGUUUUGUUAGCUUUUACGGACCAACCGCCUCUUUUUAAGUUUUACACCUUAAUUUACAAACUUUUCUUUUUCGUCCUCCCGAGUGACAAAUUACGACAGAGUAUUAGUGCUGCAUUGAAAAAAAAAAAAAAAAAAACACCUUUUGAUUACGAGAAUAAAUGCAUAAUUUAAUUUUAAAAAGAUAUACUUUUUAGAGGAAAAGUUGUAAAAUAAUGAGAAAAACAAUAAUAUUGAAAAGAAGUCGUAAUAUUAUCAGAAUAAAGUCAUAAUUUUACGAGGAAUACAACAUAAUUUAAAUUUUUAAAAAUUAUGAGAAGAGAAACUUGCAUAUUAGGGCCCAAAAAAAUCAGGUAAAAUGGUAUGAAUAGCAACAAAUUCCAAGAUAAAUGUCAAUUUUAGAAGAUGAUUGGUUAAUGCACGCAACUUAACGCUGGAUAGUGGGGGUUGAGUCUCAUGUCAGUCUAAGUUUUUGUUUUAUUUUUUAUUCUUAGGCACCACUUUGUUGCUUUUUAUACCACGUCAGCUGACUUUCCAGCCUUAAAUUGCUUUUUUCUCAUAAAUUUACAGCUUUAUUGUCAUAAUAUGACAACUUUUUUUCUUGAAAUAGUAUGACUUUAUUCUUAUUCAAUUACAGCUUAAUUCUUGAAAUACUGACUUUAAUCUUAAUUUUUUUUUUAGUAAAUUUUAGCUGCUGUGUUUUUACUCUGUCUGGAAUAAGCCAACAACACUAGUACAACUACUAAAACUUGGCAGUGAAAUAUAUUUAUGAAGCCAGGAGUAUCAUACAACACUAAACCACUAAAAUAUUUCCUGCUUCAGAAACCACUCCUGACUCCACAGUAAAAGAUUAACUCUAUAGAAACUGUUCUUCAUUUAGAAAGUAACAAACACUUUAGGAGGGUCUCUUUGACAUAAUUAUCUCCUCUUUUAAUCUUAAAAAAAUUACUACUUGCUGUUUGUUUUUGCAAUAUAAUCACUCAUAUUGUCGUCUUGUAGAUUUACCAAAAAACACUUUAAUAUUUGUGGCUCCUUCACUCAGAGGAAACUCAACAGAUUUGGGAGAGAUGCUGACAUUUUAAAUUUUCUAGGUGGACAAAAAGCACAUUUUGGUCCGUUUUCCAUCUGUUUUUACCAUUUUUUUGUUGUAUUUUUUCCAUUUUGUGUCAGGUUUGUUUGUAUUUUAUUUCGGGUUUGUAUGUAUGGGAGCGGUGGGUGAGAUCAUUAUGCAAUUUGUUCAACUUUUUAGUCCUCAGUUUUACCCCUGAGUUAUUUUAAGGCAAAAGAGACCAAUCAUCUUUGUUUUUGUUUUUUUAACUCUCCACACAGUAUAUUUGUAAUGUUGCCUAUCCAUGUAAAAUUAUGAUGUACCAUUCAUACCUGCCUUGGCUCUGAGAAGUUGCUUUUUUCAGUAAAGUAUGUAACUGGUAAUACUGUUGUUUUUAUAAAUAAAGACCUUUUCUUAGACAA